Anopheles aquasalis is the source of this 15300-nucleotide messenger RNA. RefSeq lists its product as uncharacterized. Lineage: Eukaryota; Metazoa; Arthropoda; Insecta; Diptera; Culicidae. The record is from RefSeq and is a predicted model, not a curated record.
ACAAGAUGGCUUCCAUCGUUCUCUUUCUCGUCGUUGAUAACUUUUUACGAAAAAAGAUUUUGCUCGGUCGGAACAUAGCUGAACAUUGCGGAUAAAACAGUAUAAGAACUAUCAAAUUUACGGUAUCGAGUUGUGCGAUAUAGAACUUUUCAUCUGCCAUCAGUGAUCUAUUCCUAAUGUUCAAUUGAUUGUAAUUGUGGCUAAAUAUUGUUUUAGCAUAUGUGAAUGUGCGUGCAAGCGUCUAAGCCAAUGUGCAUUUCCUUGUGAAAAGAGAACUAAAACAAAAAUAACAACAUCGCAUAACAACAAACAUAUUAUAAAUAAACUGUUACUAUGAAUUACUAAAUAAUAGUAAGUUAAUAUAGUUGAAGUGAUCAGCUGUGACUCGAAACCAAACAACCAGAAUGAAACAACUAUCAGCGGAAACUCGGGAGCAGAAACUCCCAAAUAUGAACCAUGAGGAGGAUACACAUAGUGUGGUCAGUCAAAUUUGCAGAUCAUCCACAGCAUUACAAGUUGAUACGCCAAAAUUGGUUGAAACUGAAGAGUCGAAAAUAUUGCAUCAGAUCGAUAUAACUCGCAACCCUCAUUCCAGCUCUAGUAGACGAACGUCCUUGCGCAGAGUAGCAUCUUUACGAGACGAUGCGUCUUCAUCAUCGUCUUCAGUGAUCAACGAUUCAAAUGAGUACACCUCACAGCAUAGCAAGAAGCAAUUCAACAACGAUAUACCAACGAAGCUGCAUUUAACAAAAGAUUUGCUGACACCGGAGACAAGAUUAGUUUGCAGUUUGCCCCUGGAACGUUUGCAUUCCAUACUAGAAUCAUUAAACUUAACUAAACAAUCUAAUGAAAGCGUAGUAAACUCUGGGGAGUUAGAGAUGUCUUUGUAUAAUACAAAUAAUGCCAUCUGUGAGGUAUUAUGCCUGUACUGUGAUCGAACGUUUAACAAUCGGCAACUGAUGCUUAAGCACUCCGAUCGUACGCAUCGAUUAUUGAAGAAACGUCGCAGUAGUACACGUAUCAUUACCGCAGCCUCGAGCACAGACGUAUCUUUCUGCUGCAGUAUUUGCAACAAGGGAAUGGUGUUUAGCCCAGCGUCACAAGAUUUGACGCGAUUAUUCAAGCACAUGAUAAAAUUUCAUGCUGAUCAAUACCAUGCUUGUGAGCAUUGUUUCAUGCGCUUUCCCAAUGAGGAGUCCCGGAAAGCACACCUCCGUUUGAUGCACACACCUGUGCCCGCAACUACACCAAAAUCAAAGGCGGCGCUUAAAGCUUUUAGCUCUGGAAUACCCUGUUACUCCUCUACGAAUAUAGUUAAAUUAGACAGCAUAGUGCUGCAAGAAAAUCAAACCCAAACGGAGGAUGUUACGACCAAAAACGACGAUGGAGAUGAAGAGCAUUUACACAGAACAACGACUACAUGUUCAGAGGAUAAAUUUCGAUCGAACAUACGUCUACGCUCUUCUCAUCGUAAUUGCAACAGGACAGAGCCCUUGAACUAUCCAGUAAACGCCAGUGAAUCGAAAUCAAAAUGUUUAAAAAAGUCGGAACGUCUUGUUAUGCGCAAUACAGAGCCGAUGCUACUCUCCAGAUUGGGUAUAGCGCAGCACCGCCUGCCUCGACAAAGUCGCCGUUUGUUAGAAGCUGCUACACCCUCUUCUUUAAUUCUAUCGGAUAUAUCUGUAUCUACCAUUGUUCGCUGUAACAAAAAGAAAGUUCAAACGAGUAUUGCGGAUGAGUUUGUGGCAGAUAACUGUAAUGAAAAAGUAACGAAAUCAAAACGGUUUGCGACCAGUAUCUCGCCAAUAUGUUCUAGUGCAAUAUCACGUUCAGCAAUUGAUAUGACUGGUUGUCGGAGUAAAGCACAUGAACACUCUUCUUUCAGUUAUAUGGUAACAUCAUAUACCAGCAAUAAUAACAUUCACCAUAGAAGAUCUAGUGGAUCGGCUUUUUGUAGUACUAAUGGUAUUUGGAAUAGUAGUAGUAUUAUUAUUGGUGGAUCUGCUGAACACGUAACUGGUAAUAAUUCCAACAACAGCACGAGCAACAGCAAUGCAUUGUUUGAUGAAGAUUUCUACGAGAAUGUCACAAACAACGUACACCAAAAUUUAAACUGUUACCUGGAUGGCAAACUUCAUACUUCAAUGCCUAAUACACCGAGCCCAAUGAGCCCAGUUGUUCUCAUGCCGGCUGUGCGAUCAACCGUAGUCAAAAGUCCUUUUUCGACUGAAAGCAUGAUACAUGAGGCAACGAAUCUGCCAACAGUGACUGUUUCAUUUCCAACGUUGCUGACAGCCGAACAAUGUGGCAGAGAUUCGAUGUCUAACUCGUCAGUUGUGUCAAAGACUAGGAAACCAAUUACAAAACAAUCCUGGAAGUGGAAAUGGGACUUUGUCAAGAAGUAUAAGUACGUGAAUGAGAACGGACGUAUUGUGAAAAAAAUCAAACAACCAAUGCUGGGGCUACGCGAUCUUACCAAGCUGGACAUGUGGACACAGUUGUCGAUGAGAUCAAAACACGAAUGUUCGUCCAAUCACGCUGAAACCCUUCAGAAUUCCCGCGAUCGGCCAAUAUUAGAAGUUGGUGCCGUAUUAAGACAGGAAAAACGAAUUAUGGUGGAACAACUAGAUAAAAUCUUGAAUGCUCGAUUAUUUCCGCCUAUCGAUCUAGAGCAACAAGAUCAACGAAAGGUGAAGCUGGAAUCUAAUAUUGUCGAAAACAACCCUGCCUUUGAUAUUUAUCAAUGCUCCGCAACCGUUGAGAGUAGCGAUUCUCCUUCCUCUGUGUUGCAUCAAGAAAAAGAAUUUCUUCACAAACUACAGUUGGUACAGCUGAUCAAAAAUCCUUAUCAGGAAUCGAUUGUUCUUAGUGGCGAAUGGGCACGACCGCGCUGCUACGUUUGUUAUGGUUGCGGUAGAAAGUUUGCUUCGUUAAAACAAAUGGAAGAGCAUCAUAUCGCUCGACACCCACAUGUAUACUCAACUUUCUAUGAGAUUGUUGGUAGAGAGCUCAUAGAAAAUCAUUUGUAUCAUCAUUUCUUUAUACCGUUGACAGCACUUACAAUGCAGCGUUUAUACUGCGAAAAUUAUCUUCAUGGAGAUACGACCAAUGACCAUACAAGCAUAAAUUGGGCAAACAGUCAUCGAAUGUCAAUUAUUGGCAAUCAUGAAAUCAAAAAUGAAGAUUCAUCGUCGAACGAAGCUACCUCGUUUUCUACACUAACCACCGCUUCGUCGUCUACUUCGUCAUCAUAUUCUAAUUCGUUCAACAGCUCUGGUGUGAUGCUUUCAUCGUUUGUUGGGGAAAACUGCAAAAGUAGCAUUCUAACACUGAAUACUGAUGUCAGGUCAGGUGCAAUCGUGCAAGAUAGCAAUCCAUUAGUAUGCAGCAAAUGUUUUAAGGAAUGUUCAAAUUUGCUUAUGCUAUACGCACACAUUUUACAUUGCUCGAAUGAUUAUUACUGGCUACAAGCAAAGAAGCGCAUGAAAUAUAGGCGCACAAAACGUCGCAGAGGCGGAGGAUAUCGCACCAUUAAUAAUUUCGCGAUGGCUUUAGUUGGUUCCGAGAAAAACAUGCCAAAGGCGCAUAAAUUUAUGGUACAAACGAUGCCAGCAGAAUCUGCAAGCCUUUUACUUCCUUCAGACACGCCCAAAACAAUUCUUCAAGUCAGUAGUAACAUCAGCAUAAACGAGAUUGCAUCCACAAAUGAGGACCCUAAGAAUAGCAAGUCAUCAAAGCUUAAAGAAAGUGAUGGGGAUAUUGUCAAUCGUUUGUUGGCCGAUUUUCCAGAAAAACGCAUUUCUCGUCAAAUGUUGCAAAUUAAAUUAAAUGAAAAACAUACGAGCAACCGAUCUAAUGGUUCUUCGUUUUUGAACACUGAUAUAGUAAAAUUAUGUAAAAACACUAGUAACCAUAUUGCGCAAAGCCAUAGUGUAACCAACCGUGCAACGCGUCGCAUAGCAACAGAAAAUUCCGUAAAUACGAAUGCAAGAAAACUAAAUCAAAGCUUACUCAAUAUGGGAAAACUAUCGUUAAUGAAAAAAAAUGUACGCCAAACAGCCAAUGGAGGCCUAACAUGUUCACCAACAACUUACACAACAAAGUCAACAGCGUUUAAGUCAAGAGAAGCAUCACAAGCCACCAUAUCGAAAAAAUCUACUACGUCCUUUUUUGAGGUGAAAAAAACAUUCAGAAAACCUCGGAUCACAGGAAAGGAUUCAACGCCAGCGUUAUCCCGUGCCGUUAUUCUCAAGGUUGCAGGAAAGAAAAAACAAGUAUCUAAAAACAACCUCUUUUCAAAGGGAACAGUUGUAAUCAAGAAUGUUGCUAAACUUAGAAAAAACACAAUCCAGCUGCGAAACCUGUCAAAAGUUCGCCAUACAGCUAAAGCUGAAUGUAACGAUAAGAAGAUCUAUACUGUUGCUAAAAGAAACGUAGUCGAUGAUGGACCUGUCGAGUCUACAGAAAGUUCUAUUCUCACACAAGAAUUCUUGCAAAAUGAUCAACUUGAAUUCAUAGAACAUACUUCAAAUGGGAAUGAACAAAAUAUAAAUCAUUUAUUUAGCAAAAAUGCAGAAACAACAACACGUAUCAGUAAGGUCGACAAAAAUGAAAUUUAUUCUAAUACAGUAGACGACACAACACAGACUGUUAUUGAUCCACUUGAUUUAAACUACAAGAAGCAAUGUGGCGUGAUAAGUUGCGAAACAUUAUCACAGGACGAUAAUGAGCAGCCGUUGGCUUCUUCAGAAUCAGACAUUCUACAAACUAAGUCUAUCGAGCCAUCUCAAGCAUUUCGAAUGCCUCUUCAGAUAUGUUCUCAGAGUGAGGCUAAAAGUGAGAAGGUAAGGCAAUCCCCUUCUGUGCAUAUAAAGAAUAGCUCACCACCUGUUCUUGAUAUAUUAAAACAACCGUUUGGAAUGACAGAAUCACAUGUCAACUAUAAAUCUUCAGUAUCUUUAGCAGUCGAUAGUCAACCGAUGGCGCACAAACGAAGACCAAAAAAACUGAAUGAUUGCAUUGCUAUGCUUACGGGAAAGCUUUCUGAACGGUUUGGAGUUGAUUUUUUUAGUCAAUCGGAUCGUAACAUUUCGCUUAAUUCGAAUUCAUCAGUACCCGUUCGGUUAUCACCAACACUGAAAUGCUCAUCGGAGGAAUGUGAAAUGUUGAAUAUUCCAGAAAAACAAAAUUCUCACAAAAAUCAUUCCAAAACAUUAAUAGUUCCCCAAACAAACAUAAAUACAUUUCCACAAGAUGCGAAGCUAGGAGAAUCAAAUACUGAGGAUGUACUUCUAAAUAAUGAGCUAACCAACUUGCUCAAAACGCCUGAAAAACCAAUGUCAACAUUAGUAAAACAAUCAGUCAAUACUUCUGCAGGAGAUUCGGGGACAUUUAGUAAAUGUAUUAUCAAAGAGCUGAAAGUUGCAAGCCAUGAAAAAUCCACGUCAACGAUUACAAGCCCAAUAGAUGAGGGUUAUACGCUGCAGUUGGAACGGCUGAAUGGAGCACAGGAAUCUGAGGUGUCAGACGAACCGUUAAAUCUUUGCAAAAAUAAUUCUCUAUGUUCAAAGAGUGUUUUUCAUGCAUCAAAUUAUUCUCACUGUAUAUUCCCUAUCGUUGAGCAAAAGUUUCAACAAACUUCAUUAGCUUUUAACGGAGUACUUGCGACAAUGGCUCAUUCUAUACCUCCACACCAAAAGCAGAAGCUAACAAUGUCGCAUGACACGAGAUAUGAGCAUCAAAUCAACCACGGGACGAUCACUCAACAACGAGAUGAUAGGGCAAGUGCAAUACUUAUACCUGGCGUACCAGCGCCUAAUUCGCUUUCUGUCAAGCCGAAUGAUGGAAGCGGAAAUUUAGCAUCGAUUAAGCUCCCUCCUGGUCUGAUAAUCGAAAGAGUAGAGUGUAAGCAAUCGAGACCAAUCGUUACAAAAGAAAUACCCUCUGUGACAAUUGUAGCGCGCAAUCGCAGCCCGUUGCGAACGGUGGACAAGCGGAAUUUGAAGACUCCUUCAUGCUCUAUAAAUUGUAAUUCCUCUUUUAAAAGUCAACAGCAAACGCAUCAGCAACCUCAUACAACAAAUGUUCUUCCUGUUUUGAUGGACAAGCAUACAGGGGGAAGUACGGGAACAUCAUUGAAGGCAAAUGAAAAUGUCCUGGUUACCCAUCAGUACAAGUUAAAGCAGAAAAAACAGGAAUUUCAUGCACAUCAGCAACUGCUCAAUCUAAAAGACAACGAUUUGUCGAGCGAUAUUCGAAAUGUUGGAGAAAGGGUGUGUCAUGAGAGAGGCUCUUCGAUUGAAAACAAUAUUUCCGUGACGAUAACAACGGCAAAUCGUAUCGAACCUCAUCAAGUGACAGUGUGUGGCAUGGAGAAAAACAGUUUAUAUCAAGCUAAAAACAAAACAAUGACUUAUACUACUGGUAGGGAUGAACAAAACAAAAAUGCAUUUGAAUGUAUGCCAAUUACUAGUAUCACGACGUCAUCAGCAUCAUCAGCGUCACCAGUAUCGCCCAAAUUUCCGCAACUGAUAACGAAGAACCAUACUGACAAACCUGGUCCAACGACACUAGUUAUUCCACAAGUCUCCAUGCCUCAACCUAUAUCCAAACGACCUCGUAGAAAAAGCUUUUUUGCUGCGCUUCCAUCUAGAAGAUCACCAAUACUUUCAGUCCCUGUGGACACUAAUACAAAAACAAAGCUCCGUAAUAUUGUCGAAAACAAUGCCGCGAGGAAUGUAGCGACUCUCAAAGACAUCGGGCUGAAGCAUUGGUCACCAACCAUUUCGGGGGCAAAUUUAUUCGCUACUAUGUCUUUGUCGCUUCUUCCAUCUAGCGUGUUCAAUGACUCGCCUUUGGGACUUGAUCUUCAUCGGCUGGCAUCUGUGAGGCUUCCUUCUCAUUUGAAACCUCCUGAAAUACCUCCUUUGACAAUACCAUCUCUCGGAUCAGCUUCGCGUAUAGAACAUAUGCGGCCAGAAACGAAGCGAUCGAGAGAAAAGCCAGCAUGCGAUAAUGCUCGUUUUAUCAAUAGCGACAAACUAUUGACAACAAUAUCGUCCCUUCAGUGCUCUUCAAUAUCCGAGAAGAAGAAACCCAAUAUCUCAAAAAAUCUCAUAAAAGCUCUAAAAGAGGGAUCAUCCAAUUUGUCUGAUGAACAAGGUAGCAUUUCAAAACCAGCUGAUUUAAGCAUAUGUUCAAAGAAGGCAAUGACCCAGGGAAAAGUUUGUAAUUUAAAUGAUGAGCUAGGAACAGCCAGGGAGAACGUGAGCCUCUCGGAUAAUAAUGGGUCGUCAGCUAUUAUGUCAAGUGUUGUGCAUCCGUUGGAGCGGAAAAUGUUUCCAACGAAUUGCAGUCUAGCUAACGAUACCCUUGAAGCCAGAAAUAGUCACAGCUGUCAAGAAAAAGACAAGCAAUCAUUUGAAAGCCCGCAACAGCCAAUAGAACAUGCAAAACAGACUAUGCAAUCUCUAGUAAAAAACCCAUCAACGCUGCAACUAGGAGAGCCAAACAAUGUCAUUAAAAGUAUAAUUAAUAAGCAAAACACAACAAAGGUCACUGUAAUCCACGAAAAGAAUGAGGUCAACGAUGAUGCAAGCACACAAAUGUUACCAGAUUCUGUUAAAUCCACCAGCAAUAAUGGUCUUGUUUCACCAAUGCAAAAGGUUACUCGCAAACGUCGGAAGAAUGAGUUGGCAUCAAUACUGUCUGAUCAGCUGCUUGAAAGCUUUAAAGAAGUGGACAAAUCGAAACUUCAUGAUUUGAAACUUCUACACGAUAUAACAUGUCAAACACCUGAUGUUAAAUUCUCCUUGGAACAGAUACCUCAACUUGCUAAGCGUAAAUCCAAUAAGCCGAGACAAGAGGUGUUUGAAUCAUUCGUCCGCGGGACUACAGAAAAUGAAGUCAAGCAAAAUACCCCGUUUAAUGGUCAAAAGAGCUCUCGAAGCAAAACACCUGUCAGAAAGCGUACAUGGACUGAACAACACCAGAUAUUCGGAAAAGGUGAAUCUAUUUCGAACAUUUCAAAUUCGCAAGGAUUCUCAACUGAGCCGAUAAAUAAUUUAAUAAGAGAUUCUUCGCUAAAGCAAGAUGCUCCCAUUGAUGUAGUUGCACCAGUAAUCAAAACUAGUUCGAAACAAAUUACCAAUGAGAGCGUGAUUCCUAUUAUCCGGAAAUCAGAAAAAAAUUCAACUAUUAAACAAUCGGUUAAUGCCCAGGAAAGUAUGCCUGCAACCAUGGCGACAUUGAAGGAUAAAUCUAAAACGAAUAGAACAAUGUUAGAAAGAAAAAUCACAGGAAAGCGUAAUUUAGUGGUCAAUGAAGUCAACGAAAGCACUGGUCCAGCAAAAGGCAAGAAAAUUCGCCAAACAAUGAUUGAAAGUUCGGACAUCAAGGCAAGCAGCUAUGGGAUUGUAACAUGCAAUAAGCGAGCUUCUGAUAAAACGAUCGCAGAAAAUGGAAUGCCGAUUAACAUUGGAACAUCCGUUAGGACUAUAAGGAAAGCCGUUGGGAAAAAAGAAAGUAAAAACGAUAAAGUAACAGAUGAACACUUUGUAAACCGUAGGUCCUUAAAGGAAAGAUUUUUACGGGAAGGUAAUGCCAGAACUAGUAGUGAACUAUCUUCAGCUUCGGUUCAUAUAAUUGAUUCAAACAUACCUGUUCGCGAAACAGUCGGUCGAAUAACGCGGCGGAAGUCCGUGUUUGUCGAUCGAGAUUUGGCACAAUACAUGAGCGAAACUAAAACGCCAGAAGUAAACUGUUUUAAAGAUGAUCUAAUUUUAACGUCACGUAGAGGGACGCGAAGUCAAGGAAACAAAAGUCUGAUUUUGGUCAAUAAUUUUGUUGAAGCAACAAUGAAACCACGUGAUCCCCGACGAAGGCUUGUGCAGAAACGUUUGGAAACGGAACAGUGUAAUGUUAUCCCGCUGGAUGAAGAACAGAAAACUGAUGGUUUCCCGUUAAUAUUAUCAAAACCGACCAGUAAUUGCGAUAAUACGUGCAACGCUACCAAUGACAAAUAUUGUCUCGAUCACCCCACACGUGAAGAUAUUCCGAUGAACACGCGUGCGAGGCAAAAAGAGAAGUUUCCUGUUCGAAGGAUUCUUACUCGUAGGACCUCUGUUUUUGUGCGUAUUCCAACACCAGAUCCACCGGAAAGGUCGUCGAGAGGAGAAACAGCAUUGCCCCCAUCGACGCGAAGCGAUGAGAAUCUUCGAACGAUUAGUAAUGAAACGAAGCGCAUCUAUCGUCGUCGGGCCUCCAUCUAUCUGCCAUCCGAACUGCUAGAGCAGACAGAGAAAAAGACUCCGAAAAAUUUAAUUGAAAAUGUUGCCAUGCACCUUGAAACGAAACAAAAAGAGAGUACAACAAAUAAUCGUAGCAAAAUGACAACCAAAGGAGAAUCGAUACGUGGUAAAUGUGAUCCAUUAAUAGAAUCUCUUUUGCUACAGACCGACGCAAGCAGUCCUAGUGGUGCGAAGAAAAGAACCACCAAAAAUAGCCAGAUCGCCGAAUCGUUUUCAAAACUGUUCAACAUACAGGAGGAGAUAAUGCUAAUAGACAGUACCAAGAGAAAGUUCAAGAAGAACAAUACUAUCAAUAUUGACCCAUCGCCAAAAGAAGCCACAAAUGAUGAACAACAAUGUACGAGUUUGACAACAGUGAAAACGCGAAAUUUCUUCUCCUUCGCAUCGGGCGGUAAUAGUGAGUCGCAAACGACUGUGGACAUCAAAGCUGCCAAUAAAACAAAUUACGAUGGAUCCGACAAAGCGAUGUAUGGCGAUUCUGCCGACGACAAUAAAUCACCUGCCUGUUUUGAGGCAAACCGAAAUUGUGGUCGUGGCGAAUAUUCGACGAACGUUAUUCGACCUGCAAUUUUAAUACAACCAUCUACAACAAAUGGUUUGCCGUAUUCUAACGGACCAUCCGGCCGUGCUAUGUCUAUGAUAGAUGAUGAAAGUACUAUGAAUACAGAUGGGAUGGAUGAUGAUAUGAGCGUGACUACCGAUAUUCCUCUAAAAAAUGCUGUCGGAUCGAGUGGGAGACGAAGAAGGAAAAGGCUUAUGUCGGCCCGAAGAGGAAGCAAACUUCAGCGACGGAAAGCAAAAACUAACGUUGAAAUAGGUAAACCUGUCGUUACAUACAAUUGCGACCUAUGUAAGAAAUUUUUUAAAAAGCAGGACGCUUACAAUAAGCACCGCAUGACUCUUACCCAUAUAGCGAAGCUGUCUGAACAAGAAUUUUUGCUUUUACAGCAGAAGACAGCGGUGUCUAAUGACCACAUACGUCCAACAGUGUAUGAUAGUGCGCCGGGAAAAAUGGCAUUGAUGAAUACAAUUGUUGGAAGGGAAGAAGGGAAAUUAUGCGAAAUCAAUGCUGAAGCAAUAUUGAUCCAUGACAAUAAUUCAGCUACAGAAUUGCUGGAACCGACAACAACAAAUGAUCCAGUGAAAACUUUGAGUCAAGAGGAGAAACUCUUUUACGAAUGUUGCUCAAUGCUUAAAGAAUCCAACGCUGUAGACGUCCCUGAUGGGCCUAAGCUGAAUGUAACGGUAUCUCUGAAAUCAAUCGAAGAAGGAUCUAUUAAUUCAAAUUUGAGCAGCCUUAAUCAUAAUUCUUACCAAGCAUCACUAUCGAGGUCGCUAGGUCCUAAAAUCAAUGGAAAUUCUGCUACAACCAACGAAUCAUGUUAUCAACUAUUUCGUGAUCUUAAACAAACUGCUGACUUAAAAAUGGUAGAUGGACCUAUGAAAUAUCGAAAUGUGAUGACUUCCAAUGAUGAUCCAAAAAACCAGACCAAACCAGCAACUGGCACCUGCUUUUUGUCAGCGUCACAUAUCACUAACAAUAAUAACAAGAUUAAGACGAAGGGAGCUUUGAAGGGCUAUGAUAAUUUUAAAGUUUCCGCACCAAUGACAAAACAAACGAUGGAGGUUUGCGAUGAGACAUCUGCUGUUACUGCUAACGAUAAUUAUGCAGAUGCGAAAGAUUCCCGACUAGAAACGCUGGCCGAUAUUGCACUUUGUAGCAACAUUCCAAAUGAUUUUGGCUCAAUGCGUCAAAGUCACAUUGUUGACGUAAAAGAAGUGCAGAGAGAGAAUCAAAUUGCACCACCAAACGAUUCCAUGCUGGCGACAAAAACGCCAGGUGAAACGCUCGAUCCCCUUUCCACAUUAAUAUCAUCCGAUUGUGCUGCUGCACUAAAGAAAGACAGGACAACGAACAUAAAAUGUAUAAAAAGGGUACAACAAAUAAUUGGAACGAAAUUAUCAAGACAUGUUAACAAGCAAAGCAAGUCUUCAAACAGAACUACACGGAAUAGCGAAAAAAAAACGGAAAAUUGUUCAACGAAAUCCAAAAUUACACCAUUGUCGGUCAAUGCGGAGCGUACUACAUCGGAUGCUGACGUCUACGCAUUCCAGGAUUCACCGUGCGAAGGGAUUGCUCUUCCUUCAUUCACCUCGAAGAAGUAUUCCACUGCGUUACAGUUGCCAGAGCUAUCUGAAAAAGCCGCUAUAGCUAACCACCAGCAACAUCAGAAUGAUCAGUGUAUGGAUCAUGACGAUAACCAGAUGUCUAAUUUGAGUUUCUCUGAUCGGUAUGAUUACGCGUAUGGCUCCAAUACGUUAACCGACGAGGACGAAGCAGAUGAAUCAGAACUGAGAAAUAGGAAAGAUGUAAACAAAAGUAGCAGCAACCGUAGCGCAGUGCGAACGUCCAAGAAUGGUGGUAAGGCGGACGUUAAAAGGAAAUGUCUCAUAAUGGGGCGCAUUUUUAGGAAAGGGGGAAAUAAGGAGAAAAUAAAAGGCAACCAGCGAAUCGAAGAAGAAUCCACUGACAUGAUUAAUCUCGAUGGCUCUGCUGCUUCUGCAUCAGUGAAUGCCGAUAAAAAGGAUUACGAUAAGCUGUUUGACACUCUUAAAAAUGCGGACGACGUGGAUUGUAAAUUGUCAUCCAAGGGACAGGUCAGUAUCCCAAAUGAAGAUGAUUUCAAUCAUGUGCGCCACGGGAAAUUAGUGGAACCAUGGGAUUCCGAAGAGUAUGAGGAUUUUCACACAGAUGAUAUCAUGCAAUUACUGGAGGACGCUGAAAUUGACGAACAGCAACAACCGCUCACAUCCACAUUCGCUGUAAAUCAAGCGCCCCCAAACAGUCAACCUGAGAGACUCGAUGAUAACCUUUGUUCAAGGCAAGAGAUUAUUGAUGGAAGUAGCAAUGAUAUGCUGGACACUUCAUCUACUCUGGGCAUCGAUGCGAGAAUUGAUCAAAACUGCUCAGAACUAGGAGUUGUCACGGAUUACACCAUUAGGAAGGUGAUGGAAAGCGUCAUACUUGAGACGAUGAGUAAAAACAAUCAAAAGACAAUCAACAAAAAGAAGUCAGCGAGUCCGGAAAAUUUUCUUGCAAACAACAUCAAAAGUGCCCUAUGUCGGAGGAUACCUUCUAUCGAUACAUUUAAUAAUCACAAACGAUCAAUCAAAGAACUCGCUGGUGCCGUAGAUCCUAAUGAAAUCCAAUCCAAGUUGCCAACUUCCAUCGAGGAACAUGUAUUAGAGUCAAGUGUCUUAAUUUCUUCGCGAACAAUUACCACAAAGUUCAAACAGAAACUGAACUCCUCAUUGCAACGUUCCACAAUCAGUAAGCAACAUGAUGGACAAUGCAGCAACAUGCCGAAAGAUUUAUUGAAGAAAAAUGAAGAAACGGCAAAAAAAACAUUAGAAACUACCAAAUCUUCAUCAAUAGAUAAACCAGAAUGUCCAUCUACUACUGCAUUUCAGAAAAAUGCUGACGACACCGUUGUAGGCAUACCGAGCCGGGCCGAGCUUUAUCAGUCCAGUUCGCGGGGAUUCAAGCGAAUGAACAAAGGCGUUAGUCAUACUUCGGACACACUUAACAUUGCAGCUAUAAAAGAGAAAAACGCAGCCCUAAAAACCGUGUUCGAAAGAGAGAAUCAUGCGAGUGGGAAUAAAGAUCGUAAGCUAACCGCUAAUAAACAGCGGAAGCCACCUGUGAAGAAGAUGAAAAACGUUGCAUACGAUCCAGAUAGCGACUUCGAGGAUAACAUCAAAUGUAAAAAAGUGAAACGUAAAUUACUGGAAAGUGACAUAGAGGGAAACCUUAAAAUGGAAAAGUUGAAAUCAACACUAAACGAUAAUACAAUAUUAUUGCCGUUACCACGUCGGAAACGCAGUGCUGGAGAUAUGCUCUACUACUGGUCGUCGACCAGCGAUGAGGACUACAAAGACGGUCAGGACAGCGACGUAAAUGUUGAAUUGGAGUCAAAACGAAUGAAAUCUGGUAGCAAAACAGAAUUCAUUGUGAGGGAUGUCGUUCCCAGCGUUCCGAGUUAUAGCGCAAUUUCAUCACGUAGAUUACAAAAGUCAAAUCUAACAGCUAGAGGAAGAAAGAUGUCAAAGAAUCCAAAGUGUGAUUCGAGAACAUUUUCGAAGUCUAAAAAUACCGCUCCAAGUAAAAAGUCACAAAAGAUCAUCAAAACCCAAACAUGCGUUGCCUAUAAUAAAGUAAGGAAAACCAUCGAGAAGGAAAAAAACAAAGAAGAGCGUAGUAGUGGAAUGUAUGGCAGAAAAAAAAAUAAUUGUUUCGAAGGAAUAGUGUCACUCGAUCCAUCCAAGGCGGAUGGUUUUGAUGGAGAAACGAAUAGCAGCAGCGACCAACUUCAGCAGCAUGGCUGGAUAGUCGGUGAUUCACAUAAAAAAUUGGUCACAUUACUGGCCCACGCCAAAGGUAAACAGGACAGUCGUAAAGCGAUAAAUCAGCGCCGAAAAUAGGUUACAGUGUAAGGAUAGCCAAAUUGUAAGUAAUUAUCAUUAAACCCGGCUUAACGGCCCCUUUCAUGCUAUUAUCUUUUUGGUCUAGUCCUUUCUAUGCGAGGGAUUAGGUUGUAUAAUAGAGAUAAUGUGAUAUAAAUGCUGCGAAAGUAAACGGACGCACGAAUGAUAAUAUGAAGAAUAGAAGAAGAGAGGCAAUUUGCAUUCUUGAACAUUUCUAGCUUCAAAAAGGAUUUCCAGUGCCCUGAGUUAACAUUAUAAGAUAAAUUCUAAAUUGUUCUCAUAAUGUGGACGCAGGGUUAGAAUUCUUUUGACAUAAUCAUAUUGUACUACAGUCGUGGGCUAGUGUGUUUGAUUCGGCUGGCAAUUCUUGUUUUAAAAAGUUGAAUAAUUCGCAACAUACGUAAAUUUAACGCCUGAGUAAGCAAUAUAAAGUUUGAGCAACGGAUUGCAAAAGCAUGGUUUAUAAGCGCAUCAAAUGAUCAUAAUCGUAGAGAAAAGAUACAAAACGAAAUUAUAAGUACAUUUGUAAAUUUCUGAUAAAUGCAUUUCACAAGCAUAAAUAAGAUUGUAAAGCAUAUUUUAUCAAAUUUCAACACAAUGAUUUAAUAGAGAAAAAUGAAUACAAAAUUAACACAUCUUGUCAUGUUUGUCAAAGUGUUGAUUUUUGCCUAUUUUAAUAAUAAUGUGAACACGGGGUUAGAAGCAAAAAAAAAGCAGCGCGUUAGGUGCAUCCCCGAGAGUACAAUACAUCCAGGAGCACAAGCGAUCGGUACCAUGGGCAGUUAAUUCCCAUGGGAAACUAAAAAGGAGUAGAUAUGAUAAACACAUUUGUAGAAAGAUGAUGGAUCCGAUACAAACUUUGGGCUUUAUAAGGCAGCAUCCAUACUUGUAAAACUCUUGUGUAUGAAAAAUCUCUGAAAAUUCAUUUACUAGUCAAUUUCUGAGCAACUUUUGGACAUUUGCCUUAUUUUCAGUUAAUCAAAACGUGGAAGUGUCGCUGUCUAAUUAAAGUACAGAAAAAAGAGGAUAAAGAUGCAGGCCACUUCCACCAGAAAAGUGAGAUGGCCACCAAUGAAGAGGAUAGGUAGACAGCAUUUGGCGAUAUUGAUAACGAGCUAACGGCUACAUUUGAAAAGAAACUAACAUUUACGUUUAAAUUUUAUUUCUAUUAGGAAUCAGGUUGUUUUUUUUAUUCUGAAAUGGCAUUGCUCAGGGGUGACAAUAUAUUAGUAAUUUCAUGUUUUUGAGAAACUUUGACAGCUAUAAUUCAAAAUAUAUUUGUGCAAUAUUUGCUGAUGUCAGACAAUGCUGCUAUUCUUAGUAAAAACCCGUUGAUGAUCAAAAGUCACCCGGUACAGUCUUCUUUAGUAGCAAGAAUCUCUUUAUAUUUUUCGCCACAACCAAUGAUAAGAAUUAACCACAGUAAAAUGGACAAGGAAUCGUAAUGAAAUGGUUAUAAAAUAAAUGUAUUCUGUCAAAAAAAUAAAGCAAACGAGAUAUCUCACAA